This is a messenger RNA of Dermacentor silvarum, 2012 nucleotides long. RefSeq names its product RNA-binding protein 28. Bases 30 to 1991 code for a protein of 653 amino acids. The transcript has a single exon. Lineage: Eukaryota; Metazoa; Arthropoda; Arachnida; Ixodida; Ixodidae. Gene Ontology annotation, molecular function: RNA binding. The record is from RefSeq and is a predicted model, not a curated record.
ACUUCCAGACAAAGCCAGAUCCACACAAAAUGGCGGCCCCCAGCCAAAGUUUGUGCACGCUUCUCGUAAGAAAUUUACCGCCGGACGCAAAAGAAAACAAGCUAGAAGAACUGUUCGCCGAUAUUGGACCCAUUAAGCGAUGCUUCAUUGUCCGCGACAAGACACAACAAUCCGUGUGCAAGGGCGUUGCGUAUGUUACGUACGCCAGCUCUGCCGAUGCAGAGACCGCCGUGGAACGGAGUCGGCAACGCAGUUUGAAGUGGGGCGACCGUGUUCUUGCUGUCAAAGCUGCUGCUCCCAAGGCAUCCCGUGAACCGGUGAGUGAGGAUACAGCACCGAAGAAGAGGACUUUCACGAAAGAAGAGAAAGCUGCGAGAAAGAAGAGGAAGCCGAGACUGAUCGUCCGCAACCUCUCGUUCAAGGCAACGGAGAAAACACUGCGCGAUUGCUUUUCUAAGUACGGAAAUGUCGUCGAGGUCAACAUUCCGAAGAAGUCAGAUGGAAAAAUGCGUGGUUUUGCAUUUGUGCAGCUUGAUGAGACCAAGAGCGCUAUCAAAGCGAUAAACGGCCUCAAUGCGACCGAGGUAUUGGGACGGCCAAUCGCUGUCGAUUUUUCCCUUCCCAAGGCAACGUACCAGCAAACGACGACAAAUAGCGCAAGUGCUACGACUGACACUGCUGACGAAGGGGGAGGCUCAGCUUUGCAGCAUGAGGAAAGUGACGAGAUGUCGGAUGACGAUGCUGAAAGCCACUCGUCGGGAGCUUCCGGAUCUGGUGAGGGCUCCGAGCACGGCUGCUCAGACAUCGACGAAGACAGCGGCGAUGAUGACAGCGAAUGCAGCGGGGACGUCGAGCCUGAUCGGCGCCCAAAAGGCGAUACAAAGAACACAGUGUUUAUUCGAAACGUGUCGUUCGACAGCCAGCAGGAGAGUCUUGAAACAUUGAUGAAACAGUUUGGCCCGUGUCGGUAUUGCCUUCUGUGCACAGAUGUAGAUACUGGCCGCUCCAGGGGCACGGCAUUCGUCCGCUUUGUCCAAGAUUCAAGCGUAGAUGCAUGCCUUGAAGCGGCUGCUUCAUCUGCAGGCAUUAUGCUAGACGGCCGCCGGCUCGAUGUGAUCCGAGCUCUCAGUCGGGACGAGCUGGAGGAGAAACAGAAGGAGAAGAAAAAGCAAAAGAAGGACCGCCGCAACCUGUACCUGGCCCGAGAGGGUCUGGUCAGGCCCGGCACCGAGGCUGCACAAGGCGUCUCGCCACAGGACAUGGCCAAGCGGGCCAAGCUGCAGGCGCGCAAACGCAAGCUACUAGCCAAUCUUCAUUACUUUGUGUCGCCCACGCGGCUCAGCGUGCACAAUCUGCCGCCUUCCGUGGACGAUCGGAAACUGCGGGCACUGUUCCUGGAGAACGCGCCCCACGGCGCGCGCAUCACUGAAGCACGCGUUAUGCGGAACCUCAAGUCUCCAACCGCCGAGUCCUACGGUUACGGUUUUGUCACUUUCACUAGGCACGAGGAUGCAUUGGCCGCUUUUCGGGAACUCAACAACAAUCCCGCCACUUUUGGACCGAAGAAAAGGCCAAUCAUCGAAUUUUGUCUGGAAAAUAAGGCAGCACUGGUGGCCAAGGAGCGCAGACUGCAGAGGAGCAAACAGAAGCUGAAAGAGCUGCACGAGAGUCAUGUUCAAGAGCAGAGGCCAGCUGACAUUCCUAUGGAAAAGAAGACAGCCUUCAUGGGUGCAGCCGCAAACCGAAAAAUGAAGGGUUUGCCAACGCAUUCUGGGCCGAAGGUACGGACUAAGAAAGGUCGUGCUGGCAAGCAAAACCCACAACCUAAGAACAAAAAGGGCAAGAGGAAGCUUAAACAGAAACAAAAAACAUUUGUCAAGAAUCCACGGACGGAGAAGGACAGUUUCAGCACAAUGCUUGACAAACACAAGAAGGUGCACUCAAAGCAGACUCCUACAUUGCAUAAAACAAAGUGGUUUCAGAAUCAAUAAAUAUGUGAGGCUGCUAGUAAA